AUGCUCACUCGGGUGAAAUCUGCCGUGGCCAAUUUCAUGGGAGGCAUCAUGGCUGGCAGCUCGGGCUCCGAGCACGGCGGCGGAGGCUGCGGAGGCUCGGACCUGCCCCUGCGCUUCCCGUACGGGCGGCCGGAGUUCCUGGGGCUGUCUCAGGACGAGGUGGAGUGCAGCGCCGACCACAUCGCCCGCCCCAUCCUCAUCCUCAAGGAGACCCGGCGGCUGCCCUGGGCGACCGGAUACGCAGAGGUCAUCAAUGCCGGGAAGAGCACGCACAACGAAGACCAGGCCAGCUGCGAGGUGCUCACCGUGAAGAAGAAAGCGGGGGCCGUUGCCUCCACCCCCAGCAGGAACUCCACCAAGAGACGCUCCUCCCUUCCCAAUGGGGAGGGCCUGCAACUGAAGGAGAACGCGGAGUCGGAGGGCAUGUGCUGCCACUACUGGUCGCUGUUCGACGGGCACGCGGGCUCGGGCGCGGCGGUGGUGGCGUCCCGCCUGCUGCAGCAGCACGUGGCGGAGCAGCUGCGGGAGCUGGUGGAGAUCCUGCGCAACGCGGCCGUGCUGCCGCCCGCCUGCCUGGGCGACGAGCCCGACGGCGCGCCCCCCGGCCGCGCGCUCACCCGCGCCGCCUCGCUCCGCGGGGGCGUGGGCGCGCCCGGCUCCCCCGGCACCCCGCCCACGCGCUUCUUCACUGAGAAGAAGAUCCCCCACGAGUGCCUGGUCAUCGGGGCCCUGGAGAGCGCCUUCAAGGAGAUGGACCUGCAGAUAGAACGAGAGAGGAGCUCCUAUAACAUAUCUGGUGGCUGCACGGCCCUCAUUGUCAUCUGCCUCCUUGGGAAGCUGUAUGUGGCAAAUGCUGGGGACAGCAGGGCCAUCAUCGUCAGAAACGGAGAAAUCAUCCCCAUGUCUUCGGAAUUCACCCCUGAGACGGAGCGCCAGCGGCUCCAGUACCUGGCCUUCAUGCAGCCUCACUUGCUGGGAAACGAGUUCACGCAUUUGGAGUUCCCGAGGAGAGUGCAGAGGAAGGAGCUGGGGAAGAAGAUGCUCUACCGGGACUUCAACAUGACCGGCUGGGCGUACAAAACCAUUGAGGAUGAUGACUUGAAGUUUCCCCUCAUAUACGGAGAAGGCAAGAAGGCCCGAGUGAUGGCGACCAUCGGAGUGACCCGGGGGCUGGGGGACCAUGACCUGAAGGUGCAUGACUCCAACAUCUACAUAAAGCCGUUCCUGUCGUCGGCUCCAGAGGUAAGAGUCUACGAUCUCUCCAAAUAUGAGCAUGGAGCAGAUGAUGUGCUGAUCCUGGCAACGGAUGGACUGUGGGAUGUUUUAUCAAAUGAAGAAGUGGCAGAAGCAAUCACUCAGUUUCUCCCUAACUGUGAUCCUGAUGACCCUCACAGGUACACACUGGCAGCUCAGGACCUGGUGAUGCGUGCCCGAGGUGUCCUGAAGGACAGAGGAUGGCGGAUAUCUAAUGACCGGCUGGGCUCAGGAGAUGACAUUUCUGUAUAUGUCAUUCCUUUAAUACAUGGAAAUAAACUGUCAUGA
Messenger RNA from Pipistrellus nathusii (Nathusius's pipistrelle), 1542 nucleotides. Lineage: Eukaryota; Metazoa; Chordata; Mammalia; Chiroptera; Vespertilionidae. The record is from the annotation of a GenBank genome assembly.